This is a messenger RNA of Hyla sarda, 3253 nucleotides long. RefSeq names its product galectin like (gene LGALSL). Bases 408 to 923 code for a protein of 171 amino acids. Lineage: Eukaryota; Metazoa; Chordata; Amphibia; Anura; Hylidae. The record is from RefSeq and is a predicted model, not a curated record. The transcript is spliced from 5 exons. Gene Ontology annotation, molecular function: carbohydrate binding.
UGGCACAGGCCUGGUAGAGCCUAAUGUGGUGCUGGUUCAGGCCAGGCAGUGCCCCCUUCCAUACCCAUCCUGCAGUUUUGGUUGAUGCCAGGGCAGUGAUGUACAGGUAGCGGGGAUGCCCUCAUCCAUCCCCCGGGGCCCUCCUCACAUGCCCAGCCCGCACACAUCGCCUCCUCAUAGCUCCACACAGCAGCCGCCACUUGUGCCCCGCACAGCUCCUCCUCCGCCACCACCGCCUCCUCUCCUCAGCUUUUCCAGUCUGCCAGGUCAGCCCCGGCUCCUUCCUUGUGUGUGAUCCCGAGCUGAGCCAGGCUCAGUCUGCCCUCCUGCCGCCCUCCUCCUCCUGCCACCGGGCUCCAGCUGAUCCUGUCCUCCGCAGCCUGCGCCACUCCACACUGCUCUGCAAGAUGGCGGGGUCCCUGGUCGAAAGGGAGACGAUGCAGCUGGACAGCAGGCGUUUGAGCAGUCCACUAGGAUCCCCGGUACAAGCUGAAGUGUUCUUUCCACGACUGACAGUUCCGUUCUGUGGCCACAUAAAAGGCGGCAUGAGACCAGGGAAGAAGAUCCUCAUUAUGGGAAUGGUCGGCAUGAACCCAGAGAGUUUCGACAUCCAGUUGACAUGUGGAGAUUCAGAAGAUCCUCCAGCUGAUGUGGCCAUAGAGAUGAAAGCUGAAUUCUCUGAUAAGCAGCUUCUCAGGAACGCCUGUGUGUCUGGAGAGUGGGGGGAAGAGGAAUCUGCAAUCCCAUAUUUUCCAUUUAUUGCUGAUCAGCCGUUCAGGGUAGAGAUUCUCUGUGAGCAUCCGCGUUUCAGGGUAUUUGUCGACGGGCACCAGCUUUUUGACUUUUACCAUCGUGUUGAACUACUUUCUUCUAUUGACACUGUUAAGAUCAAUGGAGAUCUCCAGCUUACUAAACUUGGUUGAGGUCUCACUGAGAGUCUGAUGUCACCAGCGGACUAUGAGCGGACACUCCAGCACACGAGGAGACGCCGAUCACUCCCUCUGCAGUGAUUUUGCAUCAUUUCUACGGGACUGCAGGACUACAGAGCCACUGUUGGCGAUCCUGUUUUCGCCAUAUCAGAGGUGGCUGCCUGUAAAUCAAAUUUUAUUGACUUAGAUUACUCUUUUCACAACACAGCAGCUCAUUUUUUAUUUUAUUUUAUUCAUGUUUUACACCAUUUUUUUUAUUUUACUUGAAGAAAAUGGUGUUUUGGAGGUAAUUUUUCAUCUGUCCGUCAUCUUCAUUGUUACCCAUUCAUGAUGCCCAUGAUAACGCCAAUCAAUAAAGGGAACAUUGUUCUUGUGAAUGUUAAGUAAACAUGUAUUUUAUGUUUGGAUUGUUCUGUAGGUUAUUUUUCUUGAAGAGUGAUCUACUAUUACAUUGCAGCUAACAAUUACGAUGGAAAUAUUAUUUUGUCUGCAUGGAUUCACACUAAUGGUACAUGCCCCAUAAGGGGCUGCAGGAUAAUCUCCUAAUCAGAGGUAUAUAUGUACAUGCAAUAAACUACAUUCAUACAGAAAAGAAUUUAUAACAGGGUCAGCUCCUUUAGACAUUUUUCAUUGUACACUUUUUGUAGUAUAAACCAGUGUUCAUAAGGGUGAAAAAGAUGUAAUUCACUACAAGCCCAGUAGAUACAGUAAAUCUAUCAAUAUAUCUCCACUUAAAAACUAAAGGUUAAAGGGGUAUUCCAGGAAAAAACUUUUUUUUAUAUAUCAACUGGCUCCAGAAAGUUGAACAGAUUUGUAAAUUACUUCUAUUAAAAAAUCUUAAUCCUUUCAGUACUUAUGAGCUUCUGAAAUUAAGGUUGUUCUUUUCUGUCUAAGUGCUCUCUGAUGACCAGAGUUUAGAAGAGGUUUGCUAUGGGGAUUUGCUUCUAAACUGGGCGUUUCCCGAGACACGUGUCAUCAGAGAGCACUUAGACAGAAAAGAACAAUCUUAACUUCAGAAGCUCAUAAGUACUGAAAGGAUUAAGAUUUUUUUAAUAGAAAUAAUUUACAAAUCUGUUUAACUUUCUGGAGCCAGUCGAUAUAUAAAAAAAAGUUUUUUCCUGGAUAACCCCUUUAAGGUUUCACCACCAACACUCCCUCCCAACACUUAUUGUGGGUUAAUGGAAACUAAUAUAUAGGUUGUCGUUUGACAGUGUCUUCACUUGGUACUCUCCUGUGAUUUUCUUUCCCUAAAUAAAUAGAUAUUCUGCAGGAUUAAAGGGUUUAUCCAGGAAAAAAAAAAAUUUAUAUAUCAACUGGCUCGAGAAAGCUAAACAGAUUUGUAAAUUACUUCUAUAAAAAAAAAUCUUAAUCCUUCCUGUACUUAUGAGCUGCUGAAGUUGAGUUGUUCUUUUCUGUCUAAGUGCUCUCUGAUGACACCUGUCUCUGGAACUGUACAGAGUAGAAGCAAAUCCCCAUAGCAAACCUCUUCUACUCUGUGCAGUUCCCGAGACAAGCAGAGAUGUCAGCAGAGAGCACUGUUGUCAGACAGAAAAGAACAACUCAACUUCAGCAGCUGAUAAUUAUUGGAAGGAUUAAAAAAUUUUAAUAGAAGUAAUUUACAAAUCUGUUUAACUUUCUGGAGCCAGUUGAUAUAAAAAAAAUAAGUUUUUUCCUGGAAUACUCCUUUUUUGGCUGUAUAAGGGGUGUAUUAGAAGGUGUUCACCCACUCAGGCCCACCCUAUCUAUUCUAAGGCUGAGUUCACAUCAGCGUUGUUCUCCAUUCAGAGAAGUCUGUUAAAACUAUGGGAAGAGAUAAAAAUACUGCAAGCAGUAAUGGACACCUGACGGAAACUCAAUGGACCCUAUUUAAAGUCAAUGGGACCCGAUGGUGUCUGUUGAGCUCCAAUUCAUUCAGGGUCCGGUCAGCUUUUUUUGUGUGCUGGACGGACCCUAAAUGAAUUGGAGCACAAUAGACACCACCAGGUUCCAUUGAUUUUAAAGGGGUAUUCCAGGGAAAAACUUUUUAUAUAUAUAUAUCAACUGGCUCCAGAAAGUUAAACAGAUUUGUAAAUUACUUCUAUUAAAAAAUCUUAAUCCUUCCAAUAAUUAUCAGCUGCUGAAGUUGAGUUGUUCUUUUCUGUCUGACAACAGUGCUCUCUGCUGACAUCUCUGCAUGUCUCUGGAAUUGCACAGAGUAGAAGAGGUUUGCUAUGGGGAGUUGCCUCUACUCUGGACAGUUCCCGAGACAGGUGUCCUCAGAGAGCACUUAGACAGAAAAGAACAACUCAACUUCAGCAGCUCAUAAGUACUGAAAGGAUUAAGAU